AUGAGUGCAAUGACUGUUAAUACUAGUGAUAUAGAUGUCUCUUGUGAUUGGUUAUACAAGGGCAAACAUAGGACCAAAAAGAAAAGCUCAAAGGUUGAUCUCCUAACAGCUAAUGAUAAUAAUGGUAAUAGUGUUGGAAAUAAUAACAAUGCGGGGAGAAGAAGAUCUACCUCUGUUUCUAAUGCACAGUUAUCAAAACAAGAACCACAGGAUUCAACCCAUGGAAAUGAUCAUAGGGGAGCAACCAUUGAACGGUUACCUUUGUUGACACCUAUCAGCAGUAUACCUCAAAAGAGUGGCUCCUCUGUUGGAGGAAGUCCACUGACAAAAGUUGUGUCCGCAACAUUACAAGAUUCGACUAGCACAGAUACAGAUGAUUCUAAGACGAAUAAGAAACCUUCAAGAUCAAAAUCCUUGAAUAACAGUUCAGGUGUGAAAGCAGGAUUUUUGGCAAAACCUACAGCUUCCACAACCAGCACAACUUCUUCGAAUACAUUAAAGGGUCCUGUGCGGUCAGAUUCCAUGAAGAAAUCUUUAUUUGGAUCGUUAUUUGGUAAGAAACAGACACUUGCAGGAGCAUCGACCCCUACAAAGAACUUAUCAUCUAUAAACACAUCACAAGGGAAACCACCGCAUAGAGUCGUCUCAGAUAUUGUAUCACCUACUAUAAGGGACGGUUCACAGUCACCUACCUCAGCAUUACCAUUAUCUACCCCAUCGUCAUCCACAACAUCGUCAUCCACAAACUUACAACAACAUCCUCAUCAAAAUUUGGGAAUAUCACAAUUAGAACCGGUCUCAUUGAAGCGUGUGACUUUCAGUGUGAACAAAUUCACAGAUGAUCCCCCACAGCAACUUCCUUCGAGGAAUCCAAGAAUCGGAAAUGUUUUAAUUCCACAAGAUAUGAUUGGGGACAUACCUACAAUUUCUAUGGGUAUCUCUCCUAAUGCACAAGCAAAAAAGGAAGCCAGUGAAAGUAAUGUAUCUGAUGCAGGUGGAGGAGGUCGCACCAGUGGCGCACCGAGUCAAAUUGAUUUGACCAAGACCUAUAGCGUGGACUCUAUAGAAUACAAACGUGCUCUUGAUAUUCAACGGAAAGUGUUGAAAGAAGCAGAAAUGCAUCAAAAGGAGGCACAUUUUGCGGCAAAGAGAAUUGAGUAUGAGGUUUCUCUUUUCAAACCAGGUAACGAUUCGAAAAAUAAUAAAGCUCAAAGGAUUACAGAAGAAGAUAUGAGUGCUGACACAGUGACAUUUCAUGCCGACCAAUUAGAAGGUAUUGAUAAGCCAAUACAUGUUCAUGAACAUCAUUUUGGUGAGGAAACAGUUACAGAAGAGAAGGAAAUGACUUUGGAUAUCGUCUACACCAGAUGUUGUCAUUUGAGAGAAAUUUUACCUAUUCCAUCUACUUUGAAGCAAGUUAAACAUAAGACUGCACCAUUACAAGUGCUUAAAUUUCUAAAUGCUAAACCAACAUUAAUUGACAUUUUAUCUUUUUGUGAUUUUGUCUCAAUUACGCAUAUAAAUACCGUUGUAUUUGAUAAUGUCAAUCUUACCCAGGAAAUGUUUAAGAUAGUAAUACGUUCGUUAGCCAAUUGUCAUAAUUUGGAUAAAUUAACUAUGAAAAAUGUAUUGAUUGAUAAUGAAAAUUGGACAUUAUUUUGUAAAUUUUUGUUAAGCAAUAGAUCGAUCACUAAACUGGAUAUAUCUCAAACUAACACAAAAUUCAUCUCAAAAGAUAAAAACGCAGAAAUUCCAUCAGACAAUGAAUUCUUGAGACAUAACCUAGAUUGGAACUUAUUUGCUACAGUUUUAAAUGUCCGUAAGGGCCGUCCAAUUGAAGAAUUACUCUUAAAUGGUAUAAAGUUCAGUAAACAUGUUGAUUCUGGCACUUUCCAAAAUGUUUUGAACUCAUUUAGUCAACAGAAGAACUCCAUUAGGGAUCAACCAUCAUUCGCAUUAAGACUAGGUCUAGCUUCUUCGGAUUUGUCCCUAACUUUUGUAAGAUACUUGCUAAACUGGAUGUCCACUACCAAGAAUUCUGCAAUGAGUAAAGCAUUCUACGUUCAAGGUGUCGAUACCUCCUUUAAUGAUAUGUCACAAUAUGUCAAAACAGUUGUAAAUAGACUAUCGGCAUUGGAUUACACUAAUUUGGAAUAUUACACUUUGAAUAGUUCAAAUAUUUCAAACGCUUAUGAUGUUGCGUUAAUUAUCAAGUAUUUGUCUAGGUUACCAAAUUUGAAAUUUUUGGAUUUGAGUAACUGUCCACAAAUGUUUCCAGAUGUGUUACCAUAUUUGCAUAAAUAUUUACCAAGAUUUAAAUCUUUAAAGAGAAUCCAUGUGGAUGGUAACGAUGUUCUGUAUAAGGAAUUAUCAGUAUUGGUUAACAUUUUGACGAAAUGUACAACAUUAAGACAUAUUUCCAUUAUGCAAAAUACUCCCCAAACUGGACAUGAUAAGGUCAAUAACUUCGCUAGAAAUAAUUGUUGGGCUAUAUUGUAUGCAUUGGUAAGGCAAUCGCCAAAUUUGGUUAAUUUGGAUAUUAAUUAUGAUGCUGUCCCUGAGGAGAUACAAUCCAGAAUCGCAUUAAGUUUGGUGUCAAAUAUGAACAAAGCAAUGGGAUCUAUCGAAGAGACAGAUGAAUUGACCAUGCAGGAUGAUUUGUUAUUCGAUGGUUCAUUGUUAUCUGAUACCGCAGAGCAAGUCUUCGAGAAAUUAAAUAGAUUGAAAAAUGUCAUGCCGGGUGAAGGUAAACCUCAAUUUGAUUCUACAAAGAAAUAUUUAUUGAAAAAGUAUUUCGAAAAAAUGCAACAUGUUCAUAAUGAUGUGCAAAAGAAGAUUGACACUAUGUUUGAAAGAAGGCGUACUAACACAUUAAGUCUCAAGGAGAAAGAAAAUUUAGUAAGAUUAUUGUUGUUAGAGAAAAAUUUUUCAAAUAUUUUAGAACUAUGUAACCAAAUUCCUGAAUUUAACAUGCUGAUGGGAUCUAAGGAACAAGAUCUAAAGCCAACCAAUAGACAUUUCGAACCAUCGACUGAAACAGUUGAUGAGGAAGCAACUAAUACUCCUUCGGAGACCCCUGAAAUUGAAACAUUGUCUAGACCUCAUUUGAUGGCUACUGAUUCUGGUAGAACCGUUGAUGUAUUGACAGGUAAACCGGUUUUGUUUAGAGCUAAUUCAUCAACUUUGGUACAUGGUAAAGAACAAGAGCAAGAAGAAGGUGAAUUACAUAAAUGGGGGUUCUUCGUUCAACAACAAAACGAUAUUUAUCCGGAUAACAAUGAUACCGCAACUGGUACAAGUAGUGGAUUUUCAAGUGCAAUAUCUACAAGCUCUGCUGCUAGUACCGUCGUCUCUGAAACUCCAUCAGCAAAGACUACGUUGAUCACCAAGAUUCCAUCUGGUACAAAUCUAAGAGCUGCAAUUAUUCAAGCUAAAGGUAUUGACUCGAUCAAUGAUCUUAUCCGUAGUGUCAAUGAGAACGAAGUUCACUUGGAAUCCAUUUAUGGUGCCGAUUGUGCUAAAUCUAAAGUUGCGGAGACUUAUGACAAGUUGUUGAACGACAUGUCUGAAGGGAGAAACAUUAAAAAAUAG
Molecule: messenger RNA, 3591 nt
Organism: Maudiozyma saulgeensis
Lineage: Eukaryota; Fungi; Ascomycota; Saccharomycetes; Saccharomycetales; Saccharomycetaceae
Source: the annotation of a GenBank genome assembly